This is a messenger RNA of Coregonus sp. 'balchen', 11380 nucleotides long. Lineage: Eukaryota; Metazoa; Chordata; Actinopteri; Salmoniformes; Salmonidae. The record is from the annotation of a GenBank genome assembly.
AAAGCGGAAAACAAUUUCAAGCAGUAGCCUAUGAUGAAAAGCAGUGAACUUGGCAACAAGAAGUUCAAGGUCGGAAUCAAGGAAGAAAAAACGUAAACUUGAGAAGCAAGCGAGAACAGACCCCUGUUGCAUAUUUGAAGACAUCUCUUGAGCCGAGCAGCUAAUAGCCUUUUGAUGCUGGACAUAUCAAUAGUUGGUUAACCAACUAGGCUACCUUUAGUUAACUGUUCACUAGUCUUUAGCCUAGCUUACCGGCUAGGCUUGUCAAUGCUUUUGCAUCAGUUUGUGAACGGAGGCCUGGAAGUGAUGCAUUCUACAGCAAUUCAAAAAGACACUACUUUUACAAAAAUUUUCGUGGGUGGUUUGCCCUACCACACUAACGAUGCUUCCUUGAGAAAGUAUUUUGAGGCCUUCGGAGACAUCGACGAGGCUGUGGUGAUAACGGACAGACAGACGGGGAAAUCCAGAGGAUAUGGCUUUGUAAGUAACAUUGACACUUGUCGGUAAUGCACUUAUCCUGCAGCUUGAUCAGUGGGAGCACGUGCGUCUUUACGGCAAACCAGUGAAAUCGAGUUGCCUAUAAAAUGUUAAUGGUUGGUAUAUUUGUUUUCUAUGUAGUUAUUGGGCAAAUGCUCACCACGUUUCCUUCCGCCACCAAGUUAUUGUUCCAUUUAACUGACUAGGCUACUUGCCUAGAGGAAAAAAAACAUGAGGCUGUGCCAAGUACCUGUUUAAAGGCCCAAUGCAGCCGUUUUUAUCUCAAUAUCAACACAUUUCUGGGUGAUUGUUUUAAAUUCAAAUGGUGAAAAAGACAAAUUGCUUCUUAGUAUAAGCAAAAUCGCAAGCAAGAAUUCAGCUAGAACUGUCUGGGAGUGGUCUGAGUGGGGAGGGGAAACUGAAAACUAGCUGUUGGAGUUCACUUGAAGACCAAUGGAAUGGUCUAAAGUGAGCAAACGCCACCUACAAUGGGCACUGUGUCAUGCAAAACGAACUCAAAAAGGGCUGCUUGCACUGAACUAGCAGUUGAAAAAUGGGGAGGGGUUGGGGAACGCUGAUAGCAUUGCCACUGCCCUUUUUUAAAGCUGCAAUAUGUAACUUUUUGGGCGACCUGACCAAAUUCACAUAGAAAUGUGAGUAAUAGAUCUGUCAUUCUCGUUUUGUACACCAGCUGAAAAUACAAUAUUUAUUAUCGUUAUGGAAAAUAUAUUUAAUAGUGGUUUAGAUAGUACAAUGAUUCUCAGCACUAUACUUGCUUGUUUUGUCACAAACUGAAAUUAGGCGAACUAUUAGAAUUUUAGCAGCCAGGAAAUGGUGGCGCAAUUUCAACAUAGGGCACCUUAAAAAAAAAUAUAUAUAUAUAUAUAUAUAUAUAUAUACACUACACUCAUUGCGUCAAGUUACACCUCGCCAUUACACUAAAAGGGCAUUAUAAUUUUCACAAUUUCAACCUCAGUGUGGAAAUCUAUAUAAAACACAGGAAAAUCACGUUUUUUACUGCACUGGGCCUUUAAGGACAUGGAUAUCCCCAGCAGAAUACAAUGCUGUCAUCAAAGUUGCAUCUCUUGCAUAUUGCGGGCAUUCAAACGCAUGUCAAAAUAAAUCCUUGUCCAAAUGUACGGCUUAAACGCACAAAUGCAGAGUAUAAUUUUUUGCCUUGCUGUUAUCACAGCUGUAAUCAGGAUGAGGGAUCACAUGAGUUGAUUGAUAAGAAGAUGAUAUAUCCACAUAUCUAAUGUCCCUCUGCCUACCCUCUAAACGAACACACCACAUGCCUUCUCCCCACCAACCUCUCAGCGCUGGCCCGUGAAUGACCUAGCGCUUAUCGGUUAUGAGCGCGGCAAGGGCACACACCGAAGUGCGAGCUGCUGUUCUCUCUCGCUUUAUAUGGGGAUUUUGGAGCGGUGGGGACGUAGGCCCUCUCUCAUUGUAAACAACCGAAACACUCAGUGGUGUUUAUAGAAUCAUAACUGCGGUUAUAAGUUAGAAAGUGGGAGUUGUACUUUUCUCUCCCAAGAUGGACUACUGCUCACUGCAUUAGAGUACAGAUUCAGUACCCCGCCAUACAACACACCUCCCCUUGUUGUAGUAGCAGCUGUCAGAUAUGGAAGUUAGGUGCACUUCCCCCUCCUGUGUGUCAGCUUUUCCAAUCACCACAGGUGUUUUGUUUUUUUAUCACCAUAGAUGGUUCUAUUAACCUUUUUAUAAAACAAAUCUUCAGCUCCUAAGAUUGACACUAUACAGCCCAAAUUCAGAUUGUCUGCCAACUUCCUUUAAUGAUCCUCUGGUACUCAGCCAGAGCGAGCAGAAACAUUUAACAAAGAUAAUCUGUAUGAGGCAGGCAAAAAGAAACCCACCUUCCUUUUCAUGGCUACAAAGAACAGAAAUGGCAGAAGAAAUGCAAAUAUUUACCAGAAACUUGGAGAGACUCAUCAGCAUUAAUAAAGGCCAAAGAUGGAAUGGAAAACUGUGUGUGUGUCUCUCUAAUAGAGACUGCGUGUGUGUGUAGUUUACGCCUCAGCCAGUUUAUAACUGUAAGAAAAUGACACACUGUGUUUACACAUCAGCGGUGACCAAAAAACAGUGGAGCUCUGUCAUUAACGGCUGCUGCUGAAAGUGUCUGGUGUUUCAGGUCCGACUGACUCGGGCAUAUGAGGGUGCUCAAUGCUGGGAAAUAGGUGUUCGCCACCUUGCAUGCAGCGAGGGCAAAAAACACCCAUCGCUUUAUCCCAGUAACCGACAGGGCAAACUUGAUCAUCCUGUUUCUCACAGCUUGAGUAAAACGGCUCCAGAGCAAGGCUUACCUUUAAACACAAUCCAAGGUGGAUUAGUAGACCCCCUUCAAUAGAGUUCCAGUGUCAACACAACCUCUCUGCUCUUGUGUCUUCACAACACAUGCCCUGGAGUGGGCUCAAAACCUCUCGUCUAGUCUAAAGAGGUAUGCUUACUUCAACAACAGGCUAGAAUACAUCUACACCUCAGAUAUGUAAUCAUCUGAGACCUCUUGAAUUGGCAGAAGAACAAAACAUAAAGCAGAAGGUGAUGCUGUCUAAUGCCUUGGAAGGUGAGUGUGGGGUGGAUUCUAACAAUCUCCUUAUUCUCCAUUGCCUAAUGGAUAAUCCCUUAUUAUUCAUCAUUACUGAGCCAUAUUUCAGCUGACCUCUGACUGUGCUGCUGACAAGUGGGUGGGUGGUUGACCAAGUCUUCUGGGUUGUGUUUAACUGAUAAUCACUGUGCUUUGUGUACAAUUUCCUCUUCUGUUUAGAAAGGGGAAUUUAUGCGGUGGAAGCUGGACAGGGGGAUUUCUGUGAUGACAGACUAAUAGGGGUUGUUUUUCUUUUAGUUCUGCUUGGCUGGUCGGGGUGGCCUUAAUCUUGACUGACCUUUUCAUAGCUUGGCUGCCAUAAUUGGUGAUUAAUAGAUUUCUACUUUCGACUGUAUUACCAGCUAAAAUGGGGAACUGGUGUCUUUUUGGUAUUGCUAAUAUUUUCAACGUCUGUGUGAUUACGUGUCAGGUGACGAUGACAGAUCGGGGAGCAGCAGAGAGAGCCUGUAAAGACCCCAACCCCAUCAUCGAUGGGCGAAAGUCCAACGUGAACCUGGCUUACAUUGGCGCAAAGCCCCGCAGUAUGCAGAUAGGUGAGCCGACCAGGGGUGAGAACAACCGCCAGACGCACAAACACCACACCUACAACACUUGUCGCACACACGCACCAUAAAUGUACAAACCAUUUUAAUUGCAUCUGGAUUGACUCUUACUCUUGUAUAAUAUGGGACUGGGUUAAUGUAAAACAAAAACACAAUGUAAUUUGCCGUCUCUGCAUGUUUUGUAUGUUGCUUGAGUUACCCCCCCAAAGUUGAGUGAACUUUGCUCUCUCUGCCUCUCCUCUGCAUUGUUCUCUGGCCCUCUUCUUUAAAUGCAAAUGUAUCUGAGGGUUGUUUCCUCUGUCUUCCAGGCAUAUCCAUCGGAGUGCAGCCUAUUCAUCCAGCGCUCAUCCAGAGGCAGUAUGGGUAAGUGAGUGGGAGUGGGCACUACCUCUGUGACCUAUACAGUAUACCACAGUAUCUUCUGAAUGACAUAUGUUGAAAGUGUGUGUCAGAUUGCUCUUUAGAUGAAACCCAUAUGUGCAUAAUGUAUGUGAGCGUUUUAGACUUUUGCCAAUUGUUAACUUUUUUUGUUUUCAAAUGGUCAUAGCAUGGUACAUUCCAUGGGGACAUGUGACUCUCAACCCCCUCUUUUAGACCCUCCAGUAUCUAUUUGGUUGAGUGGGCUCUCUCACUGAGCAAGGCUCCAGGGCAGAGUGUUUGCCUGUGUUGUAGAAACAGCCUGGAGGGAGGCCAGACUGUGACCGGUGUCCAGGACACACGCUCUGCUGGACAUUUAAUGGUCAUGCCACUGACAUGGGAUUGACACCACUUGCCCCCUGCUGCUAGAGUGUGUCACCACCCUUCCCUCCCUCCUCCAAAGUCCUAGCUUUGAAGCCAGAGGUCCAAGCCCUUACAUGUUAUAAGAUCAUGUCAAUGGACUUUGGGUACUUAGAAUCCCCCCUAUGUUCAUAACGGGCAGAGCGGAGCCCCCCAGGGUGCUCUGUGGUCAUGUGUCUGACAGGUGUUGGCUCUUAUUGCAGCCUUUUACACCACCUAAUCCCCAGUGACUGACUGCAGCCCCAGAGAGGGGGAGAGAGGGCACCUGUCUGUUGAGCUCGGAGAUCUCUCUAUGGGCCGGUGACAGACACAGGCUGCUCUAAGAUGUAGAGCACACAAGUGUUCUUUCAGCCUUUCUCUCACACCAGACCCUUAAAUGGCAUGUUGUGAAGUGGGAUGGUUGGGAGGGAUUGAGCAUGUGUGUGUGGACCAGACUGGACCGUAGCAUAGUGCUCCUUUUCCUCUCCCCCUUCACUUUCCCCUAUAGUAUUUUCCCCUCUUGUCCUCCCCUCCCACAAGGAGAAGGAAACAGGGUUUGUCUUUCUCGUCUGAACACCGUUUUCUGCUGGGUGUCAGGGGGACGAUUAGCCUGAGAUACUGAAAAUUGACACCCCUGUGAGACUGGGGGAGGGAAUAAGGGGGGAAGAUUAGGUGGGGGGGGGGUUGUGGAAGAAGGAGGGCGGGGGGAUGUGACAGCUCUGUCUCUGAAGAGGCAUUGUGCUUAAUGAUGCUGUAUUUUCACCAGGCGCCACACCUCCUACAGGUGUCACCCACAACAUUUUUUUGUUUUGUUUUUUUGUUGCAUGAAAUAGUUGUGAUCGCUUUUCUGUAUAAUGUUUUCUACUUCCAGGCCAGAAUUUGCAAUGCCAGGACCUUUGUAGAAUUUUGUUGUUGUUGCAUGUAGCCUUUCAUUUCUUUGCUAUGAUUUGUGAAAAUGAUCCUGUGCAUGUAGUAGGGCUGUCCCUGACAAAAUCUAAAUACACAAAUCUUGGUCGACCAAUAGUUGUCUGUUCUUUCGACCAAGCGACUGGUCGAAAUUUUAAAAUGUGUAUCUUUCCAUAUGUAGACACCCUAUGUGUUUUAAUAAAAUCAAACUGUAUAUGUAGGCUACUGAGCUUGUUUGAUGCUUUAAGUAUAAUGUGAUUUAAAUCAUUAAGACACACAAAUGAUUUGAGGGAGCCAGAGAUCAAGAUGGCCUAACCAGAAGAAAAAAAUGUGUUCCCAGCCUCCCCCUGCUGCUGCUGGCCUUAGCACAUUCUGCCAUUACACUCCCGAAGUUGGCGGUAAUAGACUACACCAGGGGUUGGUAACCUUUUCUAUUGGAGUGCCAAUUUAUCUUAACAUUUCUACCCAUCUGCGUGCCAAUUAUGAUUUUCAUAUGCACAUUUGUGGAACGGUUUUGUUUCUUUUAUAAUAAAGUUGUGUGAUUUAAUUAAAAUUAUAUCUAAAUUAUACAAAUCUGAAAGUAAUUUCUAGUGCCAACUAUGUAAAAAUAGCCUACAUUAAGCCAACAAAUAAAAACAUUGCAGACUGCAGGUAGAAAAUAUCUUGAUACAAAUAAAUCACAUUGGCUACAUAUAGACUGUCUGCAAGGAACUUUAAACAUUGUAUCAACUUGGUCCAGCCCAAAGCUUGUGUUAACAAACUUGUGACAUUGUAUAAAACAUUCUGGACAGCUGUAGGCUAUUUUCGCAAGGGAUAAGAAUUAAUCAGGUAGGCCUAUUUUAUGACGUUUCCAGCGGAUCAGAGCAUGACAUGGUUUUCCCUUUCAGGCCGAGUGGUUAUCGAAAGGGAGAGAGCUGGGAAAAUCUUUCCAAAUAGGCUACAUUGAGGAACUAUUGUCAUUCUCAAUGGAUGUAAAACAGACUUUGUUUACUUGCUGUUUGUGGUGAAGAGAACAUUACUUUGAGAAGCUCCACAGCUCAUUAGUGGUGGUGAGUGAUCAGAAAUACUAUCAGAUCCCCCAAAUGGGCACAUUUAUAAGCCUACAUUUGCGCGCAGGCCAGGUAGCCUAGGCCUACUUCUAUGCGUGAUCAGGUCCGCGUCCUUACUCAACAUUGACAGGAGCACUCCAAACAAAACACAAUUAAUAAAUUGAACUCGUGAAUGGAAUGAAAUAAACCAAAACUUGUGUAAACCAAAAAAGUGAUGCCUAAGUUGUGCACAUUUUGAAGUGGCCUUUUGUCCCCAACACAAGGUGCACCUGUGUAAUAAUAAUAAUAAUGCUGUUUAAUCAGCUUCUUGAUAUGCCACACCUGUCAGGUGGAUAGAUUAUCUUGGCAAAGGAGAAAUGCUCACUAACAGGGAUGUAAACUAAUUUGAGCAAAAUAAGCUUUUUGUGCAUAUGGAAAAUGUAUUUUAAGUUUAUGAAACAUGGGACUAACACUUUACAUUUUUGCAUUUAUAUUUUUGUUCAGUGUAUAUUGAAUGAAUUAACAGAAAUGAUGGUAACCAAACAAACGUUGUAGAUGAUAAAUUAUGGGAAUUAACUGUAAAUGUACUAGUGGUGAUACUGGUGUGCCAUGCCUGCGGCCUCCACAAUGGAUUAGUCCACUGAGACCGGCAUCAAUAAAGACGUGCUAUAAAGAAAAUAUAUUUCUUGCAACUGCUUGACAAAAAAAUUAUCGGCUGACAAACAGCCUAUCGACCAAACAAUCGACCAGUCGACUAAAUGGGGUCAGCCCUAGCAUGUAGGUAGGAGCUACAUAUUGGCAGUGGAUUUAUUUGCCAUGAAAGCCUAAAUGUAACUGAUUUAUCCUAGCUAGGUACAUUUAGCAUGAAUUGAUGAAGCCCUUCGAUUUGUUCACCAUGACUAAAACGUGAAGGCUAGAGGAGGAAGUCCGUCUGCUUGGUGCGGCAGUCCCUCUGCCCUGCCAGCCCCACCUCCCUGUCACAAAACCAGCUGACCUCUUGUCCCCCCCAGACCCCCACAGGCCUUGUGAUGUCAAAGAUGGCCCAGGGAGCUCUUCAGCGUCCCUGUUUCAUCUUCUCCUUUUCUGCCUCUUCUCUCACUCUUUCUCUCUGCACGCACGCCUCAUCCGCUCAGGAUCGUCAUUUCUAUUAACUUUUCUAUGAAAAUGAUUGCAGCGUUGACCAUUAUUUUGAUGUACAUCAGAAAGGUCAUCUUGAUCUAACCAGAGGUCUGAGCUAGAGGUCUGUGGCCACAGAAAGGAGAGGCUCAUCUGUGUGUGAAUGAAUGUGCGUAUGCCCGACAGGCUUCAUGUAUGGUCGUCUGUGCCUAUCUGUGUGGGUCUCUGAAUGAAUGGUUGUUUGUGAGUAGCUGACCGUUCAGUAUUGUUAGAGGGACUGAACAGUGUCUAUCAGCCGGCUCAUGGUUGGUUCAUAUUAUCUCUGUCUAUAGCGUUCAUGUUCUUUAUUUUGGUGAAUUAUUGUUGGUGUAUACCACUCAGCAGACCUCUUGUCCUGACUAUUAAAUGUCCAUCUACACAGAGAAAUACUACUAUGUGUGUGAACCCAGGCAACACUGGUCUACAUUUCCGUAUCAUAUCAGCAUAAUGUCGUCAGACAUUGCGAAAAAGCUUAGCCACUAGCUUCACUCAUCACCCUGAAGGAUGGAACAAUCCCGUGCAGCUCUGUGCAUCUCCACAAUAGUAUCAAUGAGGAUCCAGAUAAUGAAUACAUAUUGUUAACCUCCACUAUCCUCCCCAACCCCCUCAUGGUUGCUCUGUGCUCCCAGCUGAACAGUGUCCCGGAGGGGAAGUGAAGAUACCCGAGGUGCAGGCUUCGUUCGGCCUUAUUUGGAAGCUCCCAGGAGGAGGGUAGCAGGCAGUUGUGACUGUUCCCGCCCCUCUCUAAGGUGCCAGCGAUGGCUUGAGAGUGCAGUGUGUUGUGAUGGAUUGGAGUGCCUUUAUUUUUCCCUCUGUGCGUGUGUGAUAUGACAUGAAAAUGUUAUGCUGAUUUAAAGAGUGCCUAUUCCCUAUUAUGGCAUGGUUUGGGGUUUGCAGUGGUGACUUUGGUUGCUGUUUAAAGUUCAAGUGUGGGGCUGAUGGGUUUGGGGGUGUGGCUGGGUGAGUGUGUUAGGCAGGGUGCAAUUGGAUGUUGUGAGUGUCUUGUCACCCCUGCACGCUUCCCUUUUGCAGUGUUUGAGUUGAUGGCUGUCUCUCAAUACUCUGCCAUCGCUUUCUUCCCACAUCUUCUCUCAUGACCACUGACCUGAAAGGACACGGGUAAACACAACAUGGUGGUAACCCAUCCGGUGGCCAUGAAGUUAGAGGCAAGGAAAGGAAGCCAUUGGUGUAUUGAGACCCAGCUGAGAAGUGUUGCGUUGUGUGCUGUGACUUCACUGUCUUGUCUUGAUGUUCUUUCACAAUGACCAUACUGAAGUCUCCUACCAGACACUCUGUGUGAGAGGGGUGAAGAAAGUUCCUCCUCCUCUCCCCAUUUUCUCCCCUCUGAGCUCUGCUUUUGGCUUGUGUGCUUUUGCAGUGAGUAGAGUUCUUCUCUGUUUCCCUUGCGCUGCAGUAUCAAGGGGGGGUUCUCAACCCCAGAGGAACAAACCCUAGAUGCACUUUGAGGCCUGGUUAAAAAUAUCCCCCCAACCCCCUCUGUCUCCCCAUGGAUGAUGUGCUGCUAGACUGAGACUGGAGGAGAAUGAGCUGUCCCCAGACUCUAGAGCACUAAUCGCCAGUCAGGGAGGGAGAGCUUUGAGCACAUGAGACCCAACUGGCUAACAGCCUGCCUUGAUAAGCUCUCCCUCCCCUCUCCCCCACCUCUCAACAACUGAUGCCCAAUGUAGCUUGCACACAAGAACAGGAACCACAACUCCAUCAAACUUCCCCUUUGUGAGCAAGCGUGUGUGUGAUUCUGUGUGUGCGCAGACAUUGGUUGGUGUGUGUUUGAGUGUGCUCAGCGAGUGAAGAGCAGCAGCUGUUAAAACACUAGCUGGUGUCAGGCUUGAAACCUGCCAGUAACGGCUGUCUCUCCCUCUCCUCUCUCCCCACCACCACACCCUUUCUCUCUCAGGGGGCUUACCUAACAGGUUUUGUAGGUUUUUAAGUGACGAGGGAUGUUCUCAUUAACUCGCUCUCUUUGCACAUUAGUAGUGGGUGGUGUGGCAUCUGGUUAGUUUCUUACACCCCACCACUGGAUAUACUGGGCUCGGCACAUACAGCAGAACUCUAGUGUAUUCCAGACCUGCUGGAGAAUAGAAAUGACAGAAUCCAGAGCUUUGCUUUAUUUGCUCCUGUUCUUCAUUGUAUAUUCAAGUGUAUAACUAGUGUCCUGUUGUCUGUGUUCUCUAGGUUGGCCCAGCAGUAUAUGUACCCCCAAGCCUUCAUCCAGCCCAGCCUGGUUCUCCCCUCUCAGGUGUCCUCCUCCAUCAACUCCCCAUACCUGGACUACAGUGCUGCCUACGCCCAGUACGCCCAGGCAGCCUUCGAGCAGUACCCCUACGCCGCCUCCCCAGGGUUCCUGGGCUACAGCUACGCCCCCAGCCCUGCCGCCGCCCCCUCCCAGGCCUCCGCCUCUGUUCACCAGACCCUCCCCACAGGGGCAGGCCCAGCCCCCACCUUCCUGCAGUACGCCCCCCAGCAGCAUGUUCAGCCAGACCGCAUGCAGUGAGGAGGCGCAGAAUGCAGGGAGUCCUGUAGGCCUGGGGAGUCACCCUGAGCUGCCACAGCCAGGGCUUUCAGGGAAGGGCUGGAGAGAGUGGGACUAUUGCACUAUAUAGGAUGAGCCCCCUCCCCUGAGUCUGGAGGGGGGGGGGGGGGUUGAUGACUGGGUUGGGUGGGAGGCUAGAAUAAAACACAUUGUUGCUUCAGAGGGCUUCCAGAAGCAGACACUUCAUUUUUAUUAUUAUUACGGUCUUUAUUAUCUUUAUUGUAUUAAUGUUGCUAUCAAUGUUAGUAUCCUUUAUCAAUGUCAUUGUUAUUUUGUUUCAAUCAAUGAAAACCUUCAAUGUCCAUGGUACAUACCUGUAUUUGGAGAGAGCCUGGAUCGGCUUACUUGGACAUUUUCCCCCCUCCCCCCUAUUGCCAGGGCAUGGGAUUGGCGACGGCACUGCUGCUUGGGUACAUUGGGCAUUGGAACAGAGGUUUGGAGGCACGACGCCAACUGUUUCCCUCCACACCAGAGCAGACUAGAGGAUUCUGGCCUCUCAUACACCCCCAGUGUUAUUGCUCCAACACCAUGGGGGGGCAUGACUCUCUGUGCCUUUCAGAGGUCAUCACUAAAUGGAGAAUGAAGAGAUCCUGGGAUCCCCUUCUUUGAGACGAUCAAUCGUUAGACAUCAGGACUACAUUUAUUUUUAUGAAAGAUGCCUUAAUAAAAGUCUUGUUUUUAUAAACACUCCUCCUUUAACCCCUUCCUUCACUCACAGAGCCACAUGGUAGUCCUCACUUGUUUUCACAUGGCCUGACUCUUCAUAUUUAUACCAGACACUCUUGUAGUCUACUGACUCACUUUGUCUUGAUUGUUGUAGACUGAUGUAGAUAAUCAUAUGCAGGAAGUGGGAGGCGGGGUCAAAGAGCAUUGGGUGUUUUAUGUAAGGUAGCUGACGUAACCAGCGCCUGUAUAUUUUGUCGAACUGUUAAUCUAAGAUUGUCAAAUGUUGAUCUCUCAAAAAGGACAUGUACAGUAUUUGUAAAUGUUUCAUUAUCAAGUACAUUUACAAUAUUUAUGUUUGAGGUAUUUAUAGGCAAUUCUAUAAGUUGCUCUUUUGUAACUUGGUCUUGAGGCACUGAAGUCCUACAACUUGGUAAGCGUAUGUGCAGAUUCACAAAUUGUCUUAUUCAUUUGAUGGCCAUAUUUGUAUUUUCCCUCAGAACCAAUGGAUUUGUCUGUAUGCACAACACUGGAUGCUCUUUUUUAGCCCCUAGUUUCACCGGCUGUGGCUAGGAUCGGACUCUCUGUAGACUGUUUCAGCUAAAUGUAAUUUCCAGUCCAUUCAAAGAAGCAAACCAAAAAAAUAUUGGAAAAAUAAAGAAUUUGUAUUUAAAAA